Molecule: messenger RNA, 2926 nt
Organism: Arabidopsis arenosa
Lineage: Eukaryota; Viridiplantae; Streptophyta; Magnoliopsida; Brassicales; Brassicaceae
Source: the annotation of a GenBank genome assembly
GAACAAAUCAGGCUUUGGUUUUGUGUUUCAACUUUAAGAUACUUCUCUAGAUUUCAAUCGGAGGAUCUUUUGUUCCGACAAAGUUUCAAUUUUUCAAUAUCCUACGACGGCAAAUAGGGUUCAUGGAAGAUCAACCCAUUAAGCAGUGCUCUAGUAGCACCAAUGCAUCAGAGAAAACUCCAGAAUCAACCCUUGAGCUUAACAUCAAGACGUUAGAUUCACGGACGUACACUUUCCAAGUGAACAAGAAUGAAACUGUUUCGCUAUUCAAGGAGAAGAUAGCUAGUGAGACAGGGGUUCCGGUUGGUCAGCAGCGGCUCAUUUUCCGAGGAAGGGUUUUGAAAGAUGAUCAUCCUCUCUCGGAGUAUCAUUUGGAAAAUGGGCACACUUUACACUUGAUUGUGAGGCAGCCAGCAGAAUCAGUUCCUUCAUCUGGUACACCUUCAGAAGGGGCAACUGCAAAUGAUGGAAAUAGUACAAAUGGUGGACCAUCUCGAAAUGGAAGACAUGUCUCCCACAGCGUAGUUCUUGGGUCUUUUAAUGUUGGAGAUCAGACAGAAGGCAUUGUUCCAGAUCUCAGCCGGGUCAUUGGAGCAGUUCUAAAUUCUUUUGGAGUUGGUGGACAGCAUCCUACAAAUAACAGUACUAAUGGCACGCAAUCCUCUAUGCCUUCGAAUCCGUCUUCUCAUGCACCUCCUGGAAAUACAUCUGAUGGAGCGCCUGGCAUUGGUAGUCAAAGCCAAGCUACGGGUCAUUCACAACCUAGGCAAGCAUUUCCUGGUGUAUCAUUUCAAGCAUCGAUGCCUCGUGUAGUUCAGAUUCCGGUUACAGCAGCUACGACGAUUCCUAUUCCUUCAUUUCUAACGCCUAUUCCGGAUUCAUUAGACACUCUAGUGGAGUUCAUUAAUCGGAUGGAGCAGGCAUUAUCACAAAUUGGCUAUCAGCCAGAUACCUCUUCUGCUAGAUCCGGAGGGCGACCAAGGGAAGAGUUGCCUAGAAAUAGACGAGGUGCAGCAACACCUGAAGCACUCUCUGUUGUCUUAAGGAAUGCACAACAUUUAUUGAGUGGUCUAGGUGUCUCUUCUUUAUCGCAUAUUGCGGGACGUCUGGAGCAAGAUGCGUCCUCUUCAGAUCCUACUCUAAGGGCACAAAUCCAGACAGAGGCCGUGCAAGUAGGUCUUGCCAUGCAACAUUUAGGGGCCCUCCUACUGGAGCUUGGGCGCACAAUUUUGACAUUGAGAAUGGCACCGUCUCCGGAAUUAUCCUAUGUGAAUGCUGGGCCUGCUGUUUAUAUAUCGCCAUCAGGACCGAAUCCUAUUAUGGUUCAGCCUUUUCCUCACCAAAUCAGCCCUCUCUUUACUGGUGCUGCUGCCUCAUCAAAUCCAGUCACCGGACCCGUUGGUUUAGGAACUGCCCAAAGGCACAUUAACAUUCACAUACAUGCUGGCACAUCAGGUUCACCUAUGAUGUCAUCGGUUGGGAACCAGCGAAGUAAUGGAGAGGGAGGGCAAGGAGACCGUGACAGCAUUACGAGUUCAGUUGCUACGGCUGUUCCAUCACACUCUACCGGUGAGAAUAUUUCUGCUGGGGUUCAACCUGGUUUGGAUGGGGCUGCUUCAGUUGCCCAAAUCAAUGCAAGGAUAAGAGAAAUGGUAAACAUUAUGCAAGGAAGAAACCAGAUUCCAUCGGAAUCUCUCGAGCGGGAUACGUCUACGGGCCAUGAUGUUGCCACUGCUAUACCUGAGCAGCCUACCAACAUUGCAGCUACUUGCACACCUGAGUCGUCAAGUGGCUCGCUGCAUGACUUACCAUCUGAGAGGAGCAAUUUAGUAUGUCAAAGUGAAAAAGAUCUUGGUGGAGAUUUAGGGCAUCCAGCCCAUGCAAAAGAUAUCUCUUGUACUACAGGACAAUCUUCAGCUCCAUCUGGAGAAUCCACAGGGAAUGGGGAAAAUGCUACCGGUGAUGCCAAAGAAACCAAGAAGGCUACUCCAGAGGUAGCUACAGCUACACCACUUGGAUUGGGGCUUGGAGGUUUAGACCGUAAGAAACGAAGCAAGCAGCCGAAGGUAUCAGGUAAGAAUGAAGAUAGUGGGACUUUAGCUACACUUGAAGGUUUGCAACAGAGCAGUGGGACCAGUGGUCAGCAGCUUUUGCAAUCUCUCUUUUCUGGUAGUUCUCGUUCAGAUGAGACUGGUCUUAGACGCGGGCAAGGUUCAGAUGAUCGGGUAGAUGUCUCAAGUGCAGUGUCUCAAGUCCUGGAGAGCCCUGUACUGGAUGGAUUGCUAGCAGGGGUAUCUCGACAAGCUGGUGUUGAUUCACCAAAUAUGUUGAGAAAUAUGCUCCAGCAGCUUACCCAGAGCCCACAGAUCAUGAACACAGUCCAACAAAUUGCCCAACAGGUGGAUGGGCAAGAGAUAGAAAAUAUGAUGUCAGGCGGAUCUCAAGGCGACGGUGGCGGCUUUGAUUUCUCUAGAAUUGUCCAACAAAUGAUGCCUCUAGUCUCACGUGCUUUUAGCCAAGGAGGGCCAUCGCCUAAUCCCACAACACAACAGCCUGAUGAUCGUCAACCUUCUCAGGUAAAUGUUCAAUCCAUGGCUCAAAUGAUUGAGCACUCUGAUCCACCAGAGGAUGUCUUCCGUGCAAUGGUCGAAAAUGCUGCGAUGAGCCAAGACGACCUAGUGAACGAGCUUUGCUGUGAUGAAGUUCUUUCUCAAGAAUAUGCGGAGUUGCUAAGACGUGAUAUUGAAGACCGGCUAAAAGAUGAUCAAGGUCCAUAAGCUAUUUGGUAGAAUUGGUUCCAUAAGUGUCAGAUCUUUAAAGUAUCUUUGUUUAUUUGUUGAGAUCCCUCUCUUUUGUAUUAAGAAUUAGGGUUUGGGAUGGUCUACUCUGCUAAACACAUAAGUAACAGUAAAUUAUCUGGUCUUUA